Puntigrus tetrazona (Sumatra barb) is the source of this 1450-nucleotide messenger RNA. It is a transcript of the gene rab3da, whose product is annotated as RAB3D, member RAS oncogene family, a. Bases 237 to 905 code for a protein of 222 amino acids. Gene Ontology annotation, cellular component: synaptic vesicle; endosome; plasma membrane. Gene Ontology annotation, molecular function: GTP binding; GTPase activity. The record is from RefSeq and is a predicted model, not a curated record. The transcript has 5 exons. Gene Ontology annotation, biological process: regulation of exocytosis; protein secretion; protein localization to plasma membrane. Lineage: Eukaryota; Metazoa; Chordata; Actinopteri; Cypriniformes; Cyprinidae.
CGACGGCCAGGUCGCUGCAGUCGUCAAGCGUCUGCCUUUGCAACGCCCCUCUUCAGGGAAGGGAAUGGUCGGCUUUUAAAGCGAUAAGGCGAGCGGACCCUUUCCAGUGUGUUUUGAGGAAAAAGUGAAACUGGAUCUGCGAGGACUGGAUGUCCGAGGGGAAAAAAAAGCAGAGGGGAAAGCGCAACAUCAACUUUACGGAAUAAAAUAACCACCUCUGAGAAGAGCCGGAUAAGAUGGCGUCGGCCAACGAUACCCGUCAGCAGACGCAGGUCCAGAAGGAUGUAGCCGAUCAGAAUUUUGACUACAUGUUCAAGCUGCUCAUCAUCGGCAACAGCAGUGUGGGGAAAACUAGUUUCCUGUUUCGUUACGCUGACGACUCCUUCACCUCUGCGUUUGUCAGCACGGUCGGCAUCGACUUCAAAGUCAAAACGGUGUACCGCAACGAGAAACGAGUCAAACUGCAAAUAUGGGACACAGCAGGGCAGGAAAGGUACCGCACUAUCACCACAGCGUACUACAGAGGGGCCAUGGGCUUCUUGCUAAUGUACGACAUCACUAACCAGGAGUCCUUCUAUGCUGUGCAAGACUGGGCAACACAGAUUAAAACGUACUCAUGGGACAACGCUCAGGUGAUUCUGGUGGGAAACAAAUGUGAUCUGGAGGACGACAGACUGGUGUCCAGAGAGGAUGGACAGAGACUGGCGAAUGAUCUAGGCUUCCAGUUUUUCGAGGCCAGCGCGAAGGAUAACAUUAACGUCAAGCAGGUGUUCGAGCGGCUGGUCGAUAUCAUCUGCGACAAAAUGAACGAGAGCUUGGACGGAGACCCGAGCGUGUUAACCAAUCACAAAGGCCCGGCUCUGCAAGACACGCCCCCCGAUGGACAGAGCAGCUGUGGAUGUUAAUGAUCGCCUCUCGGCAAACACUCGUACCUGAAGGCAAACAUUCACACGCACGAACACACUCCCUCUCUCGCUCUAACACGUACACCGGAAGAGAGACUCUCUCACAAGCGUAUAUGUAGUAUGAAAUGCCAACCAAACUGUAAGAAUACGGCAUAAACCCCUUAAAAUGAAUCGUUUGAGUCACUUGAGCAGGCCCCUCGGGGAUCGAAUGAAAAGGGAUGGGUGCGUGGCUGCUAAUACGCCGGACUGAUAUCAUGAUGAGAACAGACGGGAAAGUCCUGCCAGGGUCUCGGCUGAAUGCUCAACGUUUUAGGAGAGUUUCAAAACCACCGCAGUGUCUGUUUACAGCUCGCUCCCAUAAAAUGCAUCUGUCUAGUCGUCGUUCUGAAGUAGCUUUGAAAUGUAUAAACCUUUGAACGAUAUAAACCUUUUAGGACUGCUCUGGAAAUGUCCGGACCAUGUGAUUGUUACUUGUUUCAAAGCAAGUCACGUUAUAUUUGUCUUUGCCAUUUGCUUUAAAUGCAAUAAAUUCGCUUCCCUGUGGA